AUGUUCCUUUCAAGUUUUAAACAAAGCGUUUUUGGACUUGUUCUGCUUGUGUUGGCUUGUGGCGUAUCUUCUGCUAUAAGUUCCAUCGACCCGGACCGGCCGGGUGAAGGCAGAUGCCAGGAAAUCGCAAUCCCCUUAUGCAAGGACAUCGGCUACAACUUGACAGUCAUGCCCAACCUGAUGGGGCACGAAGAUCAAAGCGAGGCUGCCAUAAAACUUCACGAGUUCGCACCGCUGAUUGAAUUCGGCUGCCACAGCCACCUGAAGUUUUUCCUCUGUUCACUGUAUGCUCCCAUGUGCACAGAACAGGUGUCAACGCCAAUUCCGGCUUGCAGGGUGAUGUGUGAACAGGCGAGGCAGAAGUGCUCCCCAAUCAUGGAGCAGUUCAAUUUUAACUGGCCUGACUCACUUGAUUGCUCCAGGCUUCCGAACAAGAACGACCCCAACUAUUUGUGCAUGGAAGCCCCCAACAAUGGCAGUGAUGAUCCUUUUAAAGGGUCGCACACACAGCCUCCGGAUGCACGCCCUCCUCGACAUGGGAACAAGGAUCUGUCCAUUAAGGAGAGGCCGGGCAAGGAUACCUGUGGAAACCCUGGAAAGUUUCAUUACGUGCAGAAGAGUGAGUCUUGUGCCCCCAAGUGCUACCCCAAAGUGGAUGUGUACUGGAGCCAAGCGGACAAGCGCUUCUCUUUGGUAUGGAUGGCUAUCUGGUCCAUUCUGUGUUUUAUCUCCAGUGCGUUCACUGUCCUCACCUUCCUUAUCGACCCACAGCGUUUCAAAUACCCAGAACGCCCCAUUAUUUUCCUAUCCAUGUCCUACUGUGUGUACUCUGUGGGAUUCCUCAUCCGGCUGUUUGUUGGGGCCGAAAAUGUGGCCUGUGACCGUGACAGCGGUGUCCAAUAUAUCAUUCAGGAGGGCCUGGAGAGCACGGGCUGCACCAUAGUCUUUCUCAUCCUCUACUACUUUGGCAUGGCUAGCUCCCUCUGGUGGGUGAUUUUGACUCUGACUUGGUUCCUGGCUGCAGGAAAGAAAUGGGGACACGAAGCCAUUGAGGCCAACAGCAGCUAUUUUCACCUGGCCGCCUGGGCAAUUCCAGCCAUAAAGACCAUCCUGAUUUUGGUCAUGAGGAAGGUGGCAGGUGAUGAGCUGACUGGCGUGUGUUAUGUGGGCAGCAUGGAUGUCAAGGCCAUGACUGGAUUUGUCCUUAUUCCUUUGUCAUGCUACCUCAUAAUUGGUACAUCUUUCCUUCUGUCAGGAUUUGUGGCUCUUUUCCACAUCCGCAAAAUUAUGAAGACAGAGGGCGAGAAUACGGACAAACUGGAGAAACUCAUGGUGCGAAUCGGGGUGUUCUCUGUCCUUUACACCGUCCCUGCCACCUGUGUCAUUGCUUGCUAUUUCUACGAGCGCUUAAAUAUGGACUACUGGAAGGUUUUGGCUGAAGAGCAGCGCUGUGUGGAAGGGAACAGUGGAAGUGGAGACGAGUGCACAAUGAAAAACUCCAUACCGGCUGUGGAAAUCUUCAUGGUAAAGAUCUUUAUGCUGCUAGUAGUGGGCAUCACCAGUGGCAUGUGGAUCUGGACCUCUAAGACUUUGCAAUCCUGGCAGAAUGUCUUCAGUCGCAAACUUAGAAAGAGGGAGAGGAGGAAGGCGGCUUGUGUUUUCACAGGUAGUGGACCUUAUCUGAAACCUCAUCCUGCACUGAAAACUCACAAAACAAAGUACGAACCUGCAGGAGGUCCUGCUACAUGUGUAUGAACUCAAUGGUUAUGUUUGACCUCAGAGACACCUACUAUACGUUCUGGUAGAGUUUGUGGAUAAACCUGCUACCACAAAAGUUCCCGGUUUAUGCACUCAAUUCAGGAAGGACACAGAUCUAAGUGUUAAGUCUUUAAGUUCUUCCUGAGGAUUUGUGUGAGCCUCCUUCAGCUGCUAGUUCUGGUACUACUUAUUCACUUUUGGAAAGUUUAAAAAUGAUUUGUUUGUUUUGUGCUGUCAAAAAACUGAAAGGAUAAAAAAAAACAAAUUCUCUUUGUGGUUAUGUCACUGGGAAAGGCUGUAUCAUGGGCAACUGAUGUCUCUCUAAGUGACAAGUGACUAAAAGCCUCUUAAUACUUUAGGGCCUGAUUAAACACGCUAACAGGACUCGGCGUACAAUGUGUGUGAAUGAGCCGGCGAGAAGUGGGGGCUCCUCCACAGUGGGUUUUCUAUGGAAAUGAAGGCCAUGUCAUACAUACUCUGCUACAGUGACAUUAGAGAGCAGCUGUUGGCUUAGGCCUGGGCAGAGAAUGAACUGGUCAUUGUAAAGCCCCUUUAUGGCGUAAAGCAAAUCUACAAGCACUAAAUGUUGUCAAAAAAGACAGAGGCCUUUUAACUGGAACAUUCUUUACAGCUGCUGUUUAGCCCCUUGGACUGUUUUGUUCCACUAAGCUCUUUUUUGUAGCACGAAGAUGCCUGUGUACAUAUUUCUAAAAAAGUUCCUAUUUUGUAAAAAAGAAAAUAAAGACCUACUAG
This is a messenger RNA of Trichomycterus rosablanca, 2511 nucleotides long. It is a transcript of the gene fzd10, whose product is annotated as frizzled class receptor 10. The transcript has a single exon. Gene Ontology annotation, biological process: canonical Wnt signaling pathway; non-canonical Wnt signaling pathway. Lineage: Eukaryota; Metazoa; Chordata; Actinopteri; Siluriformes; Trichomycteridae. Gene Ontology annotation, cellular component: plasma membrane. Bases 1 to 1755 code for a protein of 584 amino acids. Gene Ontology annotation, molecular function: Wnt receptor activity; Wnt-protein binding. The record is from RefSeq and is a predicted model, not a curated record.